UUCGACACGUGUGUUUGACACCUAGCUCGUUUUACUAAAAUUUUGGCUAAAUGGAAGAAAACGACACCGAAAAUCGAGUUAAUUUCAUCACUUGCGUCAAGUGGGUGAAGAAAGGAGUGGCAAAAAGCCAACCCGAAAAGGUCCAAUUGUCCAAAGCCGAGCUCGUACAAGUCAUAAAAGCCACAAAAAAGAAACUUCGAGUCACAAAUGAGGAAAAUGCUCAAGGUGAAUCAUCGGCUCAAGAUGAGUUCAAUUUGGAAAAUUAUGACGAACAAGACGAAGGCACCGCUGAGGCUUUGGGGAUAAGUUCACUGGCUGAUUUACAAAAUAAUGAGGAAGAAAACUUCUCUGAAUCAGACGAUUCGGACAAAGAAGACGAAGUUAUCAAACCUAACGAUAAUUUAAUUCUAGUUGGACAUGUGGAAGGUGACGCAAGUUCGCUAGAAGUGUACAUUUACAACGAGGAGGAAGAAUCACUUUACGUCCACCACGAUAUCUUACUUCCCGCCUUUCCACUUUGUUUCGAAUGGUUGGACUACGAACCCAACGCCCCAAAAGGCAGUUACUGUGCUAUAGGUUCCAUGACCCCCAUUAUCCAAGUCUGGGACUUGGACAUAAUUAACUGCAUAGAACCCGCGUUUAAUUUAGGCCGAGCCGCAAGUAUUAAAAAAAACCGACCUCACGUCGGCCACAAAGACGCAGUUUUAACUUUGGCUUGGAACAAAACCUACGAACACGUCUUAGCUAGCGGUUCAGUUGACAAAACUAUACUUUUGUGGGACUUGGAGAACAAAACUCCAAGUACGACCAUUUCCGCGUUCAAAGACAAGGUCCAGUGCAUGCAGUGGCACAAACUGGAAGCGCAAACUUUACUAGCUGGGUCUAGCGACAAGAAAGCAAAAAUUUUCGAUUGUCGCAACCCUGAGACACAUCAGACGUGGAAAAUAAAUGGGGAGGUUGAAACUCUGGUCUGGAACCCGCUACAACCGUUUUCAUUUUUCGCCGGUAGUGAUACCGGAAAUUUGCAAUAUUUUGAUUGUAGAAAAGGUCAAGUGUGGGCUGUUGAAGCCCAUGAAAAGGAAGUCACUGGGUUGGUUGUGAGUCCGCAAUGUCCCGGUUUAUUAGUCACAUCGUCGCCAGAUGGGACGAUAAAAAUUUGGGACUACACCGAAAAUGAAGCCACUUUCGUGUUCGAAAAAGAUUUUAGUUUAGGGACAGUCCAGUGCCUGGAUUUGUCGCCCGAUUUGCCGUUUGUCAUAGCGGCAGGAGGGGAUAAUAAAUCUAAUAAUUUUCUAGUUCACGAUUUGAGAAACAUCGAUGUUGUAAAACACAAGUUUGGAGACCGGCAAUUAGAAGAAUUAGUCGCAGAAAGUACAGAAGAAAGCAUGAACACUGAUUAGAUUUUAAUCAAAGUGUAAUAAAACUCAAUAAAACAGAAUUAAUUGUA
Messenger RNA from Tribolium castaneum (red flour beetle), 1447 nucleotides. It is a transcript of the gene nclb, whose product is annotated as no child left behind. Gene Ontology annotation, biological process: rRNA processing. Gene Ontology annotation, cellular component: nucleus. The record is from RefSeq and is a predicted model, not a curated record. Lineage: Eukaryota; Metazoa; Arthropoda; Insecta; Coleoptera; Tenebrionidae. The transcript has 7 exons. Bases 51 to 1400 code for a protein of 449 amino acids. Gene Ontology annotation, molecular function: protein binding.